This is a messenger RNA of Dipodomys spectabilis (banner-tailed kangaroo rat), 1645 nucleotides long. RefSeq names its product histone deacetylase 11 (gene Hdac11). Bases 104 to 1147 code for a protein of 347 amino acids. The transcript has 10 exons. NCBI's taxonomy places the organism in Eukaryota, Metazoa, Chordata, Mammalia, Rodentia, Heteromyidae. Gene Ontology annotation, molecular function: histone deacetylase activity. The record is from RefSeq and is a predicted model, not a curated record.
CAGCCUGGGGGCGUGUCCCGGGCGGGCCACGCCCGCCCGCCCGCCCCGCGCUCCCCCCUCGGGUCGCCGAGCUCCGGCCAGCGCUGGGAGGGCCGGCCCCGGGAUGCCACACGUGACCCAGCUGUACCAGCAUGUGUCAGAAAAGCGCUGGCCCAUCGUGUACUCGCCUCGCUACAACAUCACCUUCAUGGGCCUGGAGAAGCUGCACCCCUUCGACGCUGGAAAAUGGGGCAAGGUGAUCAAUUUCCUAAAAGAGGAGAAGCUCCUGGCGGACAGCAUGCUGGUGGAGGCGCGGGAGGCGUCCGAGGAGGACCUGCUGGUGGUGCAUACAAGGCGCUAUCUCAAUGAGCUGAAGUGGUCCUUUGUCGUUGCCACCAUCACCGAGAUCCCCCCUGUCAUCUUCCUUCCCAACUUCCUUGUGCAGAGGAAGGUGCUGAGACCCCUGCGGACCCAGACAGGAGGAACCAUAAUGGCAGGGAAGCUGGCUGUGGAGCGAGGCUGGGCCAUCAACGUAGGGGGCGGCUUCCACCACUGCUCCAGCGACCGCGGCGGCGGCUUCUGUGCCUAUGCUGACAUCACGCUUGCCAUCAAGUUUCUGUUUGAACGGGUGGAGGGCAUCUCCAAGGCCACCAUCAUUGACCUGGAUGCACAUCAGGGCAACGGGCAUGAGCGAGACUUCAUGGGUGACAGGCGCGUGUAUAUCAUGGAUGUCUACAACCGCCACAUCUACCCCGGGGACCGCUUGGCCAAAGAGGCCAUCCGGAGGAAGGUGGAGCUGGAGUGGGGCACGGAGGACCAGGAGUACCUGAGUAAAGUGGGGAGGAACGUAGAGAAGGCGCUCCAGGAGCACCUGCCCGACGUGGUGGUGUACAACGCUGGCACCGACAUCCUCGAGGGGGACCGCCUCGGGGGGCUGUCCAUCAGCCCAGGGGGCAUUGUGAAGAGGGACGAGCUGGUGUUCCGCGUGGUCCGAGGCCUCCAGAUUCCCAUCCUCAUGGUGACUUCAGGCGGGUACCAGAAACGCACGGCCAGGAUCAUCGCCGACUCCAUCCUGAAUCUGCACGACCUGGGCCUCAUCGGGCCCGAGUCUCCCAGCGUCUCAGCACAGAGCUCAGACACGCCGCUGCUUCCCCGCACUGUGCCCUGACGCCGCCGCUCAGUUCUCCCUGCCCGCCGCGCCCCUCGCGAGCCGCCCUCACUGCUUAAUGUCGUCUAACUUCCUGGGGCUGCGGAGGCAGCACAGUGAGCCAGAGGGGCAGAAGGGCCGGGCCUGGCCAUUCCUCCAUUUCCCCCGGGCUGCCCAGGUUCUCUAGGCCACUUGGCGUGGCAGAAAGCAGAGCCAGUUCCAGGGAAGCCUCUUCAUGGGGUGGUGAGCAGGUGGGCACGCCCGGAGAAGGACAAGGAGGGCCCGGAGGUGUCAUGGUGACUGGUCAGGCGGAGGAAGUGACCAUCUCUUACUUUCUGUUGGUGUGGAAGGGGCCUCCCUCCUCGCGAGGGCAGAGCUGCGGGGUGCAGCCUCAGCCCGCCCUGGGCUCCCAGACAGCAGGCAAGUGCCCUGGGUGGGUGUAGGGCCUUUGGAAAGCAGUUCGGGGGCUCUCACAGCUGGGAUUCCCCACAAUAAAGCAAAGUCCGGGCUUGCCGUGAA